Molecule: messenger RNA, 2757 nt
Organism: Kalmanozyma brasiliensis GHG001
Lineage: Eukaryota; Fungi; Basidiomycota; Ustilaginomycetes; Ustilaginales
Product: Conserved oligomeric Golgi complex subunit 7
Exons: 1
Coding region: 1-2757 (918 amino acids)
Biological process (GO): Golgi organization; intracellular protein transport; retrograde vesicle-mediated transport, Golgi to endoplasmic reticulum
Cellular component (GO): COG complex
Source: RefSeq, a predicted model, not a curated record
AUGCUGUCACGGCCUGCUGCUGAGCGGUACGGCACCUCCGACCACCUUGCGUUAGCCAAAUCCGAUGCGAUCGAAGCACUUCGAAAGACCAACGGACCGACUCAGCUGGCUGCGUGGCUCGAUCACUACGCCACACUUCCAGCGGCAACAGGCGCAAGCGUCGCUUCCACAACGCAGCUCGAGAAGACUGCUGCGGGAUUGCGCGAGCUCUCGCUUUCCUUGUCGUCCGUCCGAGAUGCGUCCCGCACCGAGCUCGAUCAGAUCAUCUCCUCGCUCGUCUCCACCAUCCCCAAACUCGGCAUCGAGCUCAGGCUCAUGUCCGAGACCGCCAACACGCUACAGUCCCGUGUUCAGACGCUCCAAGCUCAAAGCGCUACCAAGGAUGCAGAUGUCGACGUCACACUGGCCAAAAUCGUGACCCUGUACAAAGCCAAAGCUGGUCUCAUUGAGGCACGCCAUGCACUCCGAGAAGCGCAAGCGUGGUCGACGCUCGAAAGCCAAGUCACCGUGCUCGUCAACGAGCAAAGAUGGCAGGAGGCCGUCGACAGGAUAGCAAAAGCAACCGACUCCUUACGUCUCUUCAGCGGGUCAGCAAAGUCGAACCAGGAAAGGAGCGAGCUACUUCACACUCUGACGCAGAGGAUACAGGAGCAGCUGACUCCCAUCCUGCGUGACGCCGUCACAGCCCGUAAUGCAGAACAAGUAGCGCGCAUGGCCAAGCUGCUCACACAGACGCAGAAUGGAGUACCUACCUUCUUCCAGGUCUACACCAGAACUCGCUCACAAGCACUGCUCACAAGAUGGUCCCAAACAGCUACAGAGACGAGCGACAGGCCGCUUCCAGCCCAACUCACCUCGCUCCUUGGCGACUUACUUGCUCUGCUCGGCGAGGAGCGUGUCGCUUCGACUUCGCUCUUCACAGAUCCCAACAAAGCCGUUCAGCUUCUCACAGCCGAUAUCCUUGUCCGACUUGACCCGCCCAUCCAUGCAUGCAUCCAACACGCAACACGCGCACCUGAUCUCGAGAUCUUCCUGGCUGCUCUGACAGAUGCGUACAAGGCCACCGAGGAAGCCGCGCGCGCCAUCAAUGCCAUCUUGCCGGACGCCAAGAACUCCGACGACAAGCAGCAGAACGACGACACCGAGGCUGCAUCCGCGCCUGUCGACAGCAAUCUCCUUGCCCUCGAAACAAGCGACAAGCCAUGGCUCAGGCUCUUGAUCGAGCCAUUCCUCCCGUACCAAACGCGCCUCGCUACCUUUGAAGCCGAUGCCAUGCAAUCUCGCCUGCAUCUCCUCCACGCUGCUGCACCAGCUGCCAACGUUUCAACCGCGUCGACACAGGCACUUACAGUUGCGAAGACUUCGCUUCGACGCUCGACGGCACUCACAAAAGCGUUUGCCACGCCGUCUCUUCUCUCGUCGCUUGACAGUCUUUUCCAGACUGCUAUGGACGGCGCGCGGGUCGAACUUAGCUCUGAGCUUCAGAGCGUGCUCACGAGCCUGCAGGGCCGAAUCCGCAGGAUGCAUGCGUCCGACAUUGCAAGGCAGGCUGCCCUGACCUAUGACGAGAGGGGCGAGGUACUCACAUCGAGCGAUUGGGACGAGUUUCGCAAAGCGACAGAAAGGCUUUCGUCCUGCCGAGAGGCAGUCGCUGCGAUACGAGGCUUGGAGGACACGAUUGCGUAUCAGAUCUCUGAGCUUGGUGUCCUUGCAAAAGCACCAGCGUCAGCAGAGCCGUAUCAGAGCGCGGUCGACUUUGCGAGCCCGACAACAGCGUUGGCGACAUCAACACUGAAUUCGACGGUCCUGCACGAGCUCAUCGCAAGAUCCAAGCGCUUCCUCUCCACUGCUGCGUGGAAGUCCUCUCAGGCGGAAGACGCUCUGCUGCCGACCGCUCACGCCUCGGUUCUAUCGAUCGCGUCGACGGUGCAAGCCUUCCAACACGACCUCGUCCUCUCGCAAUUCUUGCCUGAGCUCGAGCUCUACCCCUCAUUGCCUAUCUGGACGUCGAACAAACAUCCCAGCAUUGUGAACGAGUACGAUCUCGCCAUGCCCAAGUUCAGCCUCAGUCCCACCGAAGCGAUGGCGAGGAUAGGCGAGGCAAUGCUCAACUUGCCCAGGCUGUUCGAAGGGUAUGCAGAUGAAGCGCUGCUGUUCUGUCUUCCCACGAACAAGGUGGAUACCAGCAGAGCUACGACCCCAGGCGCAGACAGAGGAGAGUCUACACAAACUCACACCCAACAGUCGACCAUGGUGCCCUCAGCAGAGAUCACCGCGGCCGAGCGAUCAACCAUGCACCGUCAAGCCUUCUCAACGACGACAAUCCCACGCUCCGAAUCCUCGACCAGCAACGCCACCCCGGAAGACGGCGACGACAACGCCGGCGUGCUCUCGCAGUACCUCCGCUCGCUGCUCACCCUCUUCUUCAGCCGCUUCCUCACCUCGGUCCUGCCGUCUCUGCCCAGGCUUACCGAGAUCGGAGCAGCCCAGCUUGCCGCCGACCUCGACUACCUCAGCAACAUCUCGUCGGUCAUUUACUCGGAGAGCGAGGCCAUCCUGCGGUUCUGGAAGAAGGCCGCUGAGAUCGGCGCUGAUACGGGAAGGUCGGUGGUCGCACAGCAUGUGGUGGGAGUCAAGGGCGACCGUUCCGCGCCUCAGGGCGAGGGUGAUUUGGAGGGUUGGGAGGAGGGCGAGGUGGCAAGGUUGGCAAGGUCGGAUGCGUUUAGGACCGUGGCGAGGUUGAGAGGAUGGUUGUGA